CAAAAAGUAAAACACAAAGGAAUUUUCUCUGUGUCUCAGUUUUUUUCGUUCUUUCUUUCUGCAGAUAAUUAAAAAAGAGAAACUCAAAACCGACAUUUUUCUUCUGUUUCCAGCUUUUCUUUAUCUUUGGUUUCUGGAGAAGACAAAAGUUGUUGUCCUUUUUAAGAGUUCGAGAUCCUGCAGAAAUUAAAAAAGGGGUCGUCUCGAGUUUUGUUAAAACUUGACCCGUUUCCGGUUGGAUUCCUAAUUAUGGGUUCAGAAAUUAAGCAGAUAUUGAAGAGUCUCUGUUUCAGCCAUGAAUGGUCUUAUGCUGUGGUUUGGCGUUAUGAUCCCAUCAAUUCCAUGCUAUUGAGAUUUGAAGAAGCAUACAAUGAUGAACAAUCAGUCGCCCUAGUUGAUGAUAUGAUUCUACAGGCUCAUAUCUUAGGCCAAGGAAUUGUGGGCGAAGUAGCUUCGACCGGUAACCAUCAAUGGCUGUUCUCAGACGCAUUGUUUCAGUGGGACCAUGAGUUUCAGAAUCAGUUUCUCUCUGGCUUUAAGACUAUAGCAAUCCUUCCACUAGGAUCCAGCGGCGUUGUUCAGCUAGGAUCUACUCAAAAGAUUCUUGAGAGCUCAGAGAUAUUGGAACAAACAACAAGAGCUCUGCAGGAGACGUGUUUCAAACCAGAUGAUUCGGGGGAUCUCGAUACUCUGUUCGAGUCUUUAGUCCCACUGGGAGAUUGCGAGAUUUUCCCAGCUGAAUCUUUCCAAGGAUUCAGCUUUGACGACAUCUUCGCUGACGACAAUCCUCCUUCUUUGCUCAGCCCUGAGAUGAUCUCUGUUGAAACCUCUGAAGCAGCUUCUUCCCACCAAGAUCUUAGCAAUGGAGAUGAUUUUGGGUUCGACAUUCUCGAGUCUUACUCUCUGGACGAUCUUUACCAGCUGCUAGCUGAUUCCCCUGAACAGAACUGCUCUUCCAUGGUGAUCCAAGGAGAUGACAAGGAUCUUUUCGACAUUUUGGGGAUGAAUCCUCAAACGCCUACAAUGGCUUUGCCGCCUAAAGGACUCUUCUCAGAGCUCAUAAGCAGUAGUCUUAGCAACAACACUUGUAGUAGUUCUCUCACAAACGUGCAAGACUAUUCUGGCGUGAACCAGAGCAAAAGACGGAAGCUUGAAACAUCAUCAGAGCAUAGCUCAAGCUUGUUUCCGCAGGAGGAGACAGUAAAUGGUCGGAGUUUGUGGAAUGAUGAUGAGAGAUCGAGCGUUGGAGGGAAUUGGAAGAAGCCUCACGAAGAAGGUGUGAAGAAGAAAAGAGCAAAGGCAGGAGAAAGCAGGAGGCCGAGGCCUAAGGACCGUCAGAUGAUACAAGACCGUAUCAAGGAGCUGCGAGGGAUGAUUCCAAAUGGAGCUAAGUGUAGCAUAGAUACGUUGCUUGAUCUGACCAUAAAACACAUGGUGUUCAUGCAAAGCAUCGCCAAGUACGCGGACAGACUCAAAGAACCAUACGAGCCUAAGCAGCUGGUGAAGGAGAAAGAGAGAACAUGGGCGUUGGAAGUGGGGGAAGGAGGAGUGGUAUGUCCGAUAAUGGUGGAGGAACUGAACAGGAAAGGAGAAAUGCAGAUAGAGAUGGUGUGUGAUGAAAGAGAUGAGUUUCUGGAGAUAGGAGACGUGGUGAGAGGAUUGGGAUUGAAGAUAGUGAAAGGAGUGAUGGAAAGAAGAAAAGGGCAAACAUGGGCACAGUUCAUCGUAGAGGCAAAGCCACAAGUGACAAGGAUUCAAGUCUUGUACUCACUUGUUGAGCUCUUUCAACAUCACGACACCAAACAUGAUGAUUUAUUAUUAUUAUUAUAGUAUAGUAUAGUAUACCUACCACUUUGAUUUUCUUUUUUUGUUUUGUUUUCUUGUUACAAACAUGCAUGGUUACAACAAGACAAGAAUCUGUUGAUAGUGUAGUUGUUCCCCAUUUAAUUUUACAUGAAAGAAGAUUGUAUGGGCUUUAAA
Messenger RNA from Arabidopsis lyrata subsp. lyrata, 1980 nucleotides. RefSeq names its product transcription factor bHLH157. The transcript is spliced from 8 exons. The coding region runs from base 250 to 1830 and encodes 526 amino acids. Gene Ontology annotation, molecular function: DNA-binding transcription factor activity; protein dimerization activity. Lineage: Eukaryota; Viridiplantae; Streptophyta; Magnoliopsida; Brassicales; Brassicaceae. The record is from RefSeq and is a predicted model, not a curated record. Gene Ontology annotation, biological process: regulation of DNA-templated transcription.